GAGAGCUAAGUUCCUAGACCUUUUGGCAGCAAGGAAGAAUGAAUGCACUGUGUGCCCAUCUGUUUUCAAAAGGAAAAAUUCUUGUGCCAAAUAUUUGACUGUGAUUGACUGCAGAUGCUAGACAAGGUGGGUGAUACUACAACAUAUAGGUGCAAUUGGCUUUGUAUUAAGUUUUGCAUAACUGAUUGUGCCUGGUACAGUUUCUGUCUGUAUCUAUCUUAGGUAUUUACAAGGCAUCUAUCACCUUGGUACCUAAGCAGUUUGAAAAAUGCACCCACCACUGGAGGCAUGAUGCAGAUACAGGCAGAGGCCCAGGUCCAGAGCAGCAGAGGCAGGUUCCAGGAAGCUCCCCAACUGUGGUACUGCUGUUGUUGAGCUCCUGGCCCAUUUGUUGUGGCCAAGCAACAUCUCCAGCUACCCGUCAGCAGGAAGACGGUACCCCGUCCCUCAAGUCCAGCUCCACUGGUGGGCAGUCUGAAAAGGAAAAAUAAUGAAUGGAAAAGGCAACGAUCCAGUAGCAGAGGUGAAACAGAAAUGGUGGGAUUUCAAAAGGAGGGAUUCUUAAAGAGCAGCACAUCUCAGGGGAGGGAUCAACUGCCAGUCCAAGUGGCAGAUGUCACUGGGGAACAAGAUGGGGAGGUUCCUGGAUCCUCGGGGCAAGCCGGCCGUCACCGAGGGAGCUCGCCGUCCACGCCGGCAGAAGAACAGGAAUCCUCGGUGCCUGCCUCUGAUGAAGACUCGCCGGCCAGGACCACAGAGAGCUGGCAGUGGCCGUUGUCCUCAUCUGAAACGCACAGCAACGUUGGGGAAGAUUUUGAGGGAUUUCAAACACCAGCGCGGACUCCGGAGUGUACCAUGGACAUACAGUCUCCCGGGGAUCAGUCACUCAGUAGGACUCCUCAGUUUGAAAGUGACUCUCCUGAGGAGGAGGAGGGAAAUGAUGAAAUGAAUGAAGAGCACCGCGGUGUUGAGCCUGUCCCUAGGGAUCGGGGUUGGAGAGGGCAGCCCCAGCUAACAGAGGGAGAGAAGCUGUUGAUGGAAACCAACAGUAGGAUUGUGCAGCUGCUGGAAAAUAUCAAGAGGGAGCAUGCGCAGUCCAUGGGCCUCAUGUCGCAGUCCAUGGGCCGUAUGGAGCUGCAGCUAGGCAUUGUGGCUACCUCCACAAGAGCCAUCCAUAACUACCUGUCAGAGAUUUUAGCUUUCCUCAAGCAGCCAAGGACACAGGUCCUUGAGACACGUAUCUCCCAAAGAGCCACCCCCCAUGUCGAGUUAACUUGUGCCUCGACAUGGACUGGUGAGGACGCAGUGGCAACCUCCACUGUGUGCUUACCGGGGGCCGAAGGGACUAGUGACUCUCGAGAACCACCACAGGCCACUCUGCCUUGUCGCAGUGGCCGGCUGCAGAGAGCCAUAACCGAGAGGGCCUCAUUGCCCAUGCCUACACGCCAGGCAAAAGGGGGAGGGAAGAAAAAAUAACCAUACCACAGGAUUUUUAGCUUUCUUUCUU
Messenger RNA from Tinamus guttatus (white-throated tinamou), 1507 nucleotides. RefSeq lists its product as uncharacterized. NCBI's taxonomy places the organism in Eukaryota, Metazoa, Chordata, Aves, Tinamiformes, Tinamidae. The record is from RefSeq and is a predicted model, not a curated record.